AUGAAGAGGGAUGCACACGACUUUGUUAAGAAAUGCCAUACAUGCCAAAUCCAUGCUAAUCUAAGUUACAAACCUCCUACAUUGCGGCAAGACAUGCGCACUCCCUGGCCUUUCCAUACUUGGGGGCUCGAUUUAAUUGGGGCAAUCCAUCCCCAUUCCGAUGGCUACAUAUGGAUCCUUACCGCUACGGAAUAUUUCACAAAAUGGGUCGUGGCAAUUCCCCUUCGGAAGGCCACAGGAGCUGCUGUCUCGAACUUCAUUCGAGAAUACAUUGUGUGCAGAUUCGGAAUCCCAUACAAGAUGGUCACCAACAAUGGCACGCCUUUUGUUAACAAGCAAGUGACUUCAACCCUUAGUGGGUACGGUAUUAAGCAUCGGCGCUCUACACCUUAUUACCCGCAAGGAAACGGACAAGCAGAAGCUACCAAUAAAACGAUACUGAGGAUUUUGAGCAAGAUGGUAUAUGAGUACCAAGGGAGUUGGAGCAUUCACCUGCCGGUUGCUUUGUGGGCUUACCGCACCUCACCAAGGAGUGCUACAGGUUUUUCACCUUACUCACUUGUGUACGGGUCUGAGGCUAUUUCACCUGUGGAAAUCACCAUUCCAACAGCCAGAAUAGCGGCUGUCAAUGAUCUUGAAUGGAAUGCAAAGACAUACUCAGAUUGGCGUUUGCUAGACCUCGAAGCGGUUGAUGAGAGAAGGAUGGAAGCAGCAAAAAGGAUGGCACUCUACCACAAGACUGUUGCCCAAGCAUAUAACAGGACCAUUAAGCCUCAAGCCUUCAAGCAAGGAGAUCUCGUGCUAAAAGUCGUUGAACAUGUGAGAAGGCAAGUGUCGGGACCUUCCAAGUUUGCCCCACAAUGGGAGGGUCCAUUCGCAAUCAAGGAGGUACACAACAGUGGUUAUUAUCGCUUGAUCUAUGUCAAAGAAGGCAUGCUAAUGGAUCCCAUCAAUGGAAAAUGGCUCAAGCCCUACUACUGCUAA
Messenger RNA from Prunus armeniaca (apricot), 984 nucleotides. NCBI's taxonomy places the organism in Eukaryota, Viridiplantae, Streptophyta, Magnoliopsida, Rosales, Rosaceae. The record is from the annotation of a GenBank genome assembly.